Arabidopsis thaliana (thale cress) is the source of this 1548-nucleotide messenger RNA. RefSeq lists its product as uncharacterized. The transcript has 5 exons. The coding region runs from base 1 to 1233 and encodes 410 amino acids. Lineage: Eukaryota; Viridiplantae; Streptophyta; Magnoliopsida; Brassicales; Brassicaceae. The record is from RefSeq and is marked reviewed.
AUGUCCAUGAAGAGAUCACGAGAAGAAUCUCAAGGUGGCGGCAACCAUAACAGAUUUGUUGAUGAGGGACCACGUCUAAACUUGCCUCUAACAAAAACUCCGGAACUUAUCAACAAGAUUGAAAGUUACCUCAAAGUACACUACACAUGUCCUCAUCAACAAACAGAGAACUCAUCAAAGACAUCAACUCUUCCCAAGUCUCCUGAGAAACUAAAAGCUAUGAAUUUCCCAAUCUCCACGAUCAAGAUUGGCGACUGUGUCUUCGUUGCCAAAAACCCUGAUGACAUUGUGGCCAAAUUCUAUUUUGCAAAGAAGAAACUUUUAUGGGAGUUUCUCUUCGGAGAACCAGUGGCUAACAUGCCGAGGCUGAAGAGUAAGAUCGAGAUUCAAUGGAAUGAUGUCUCAUCUUUUGAAGAGAGUAUUAAUUCACGUGAUGAAACUGGAAUCCUCAAAAUCGAGUUGAAAAAACGUCCAACAUUCUUCACAGAGACUAAUCCACAGGCAGGAAAACACACUCAAUGGAAACAAUUGGAUUACGAUUUCACCGGAGAUCAGGCUUCUUAUUACAGGAGACAUACACUUCAUUUUCCUCCCGGAGUUCUGCAAAAGAACUUGGAGAAGCUUCUGACCGACAGCUUCUGGUCCAAACUCUAUAAAGUCCCUUUCCCGGUACAUGAAUCUCUUUACUUCGAUAUUGGCUUUGAAAACAACAACUCAUCUAACGGCCACAGCAAGACAGUUGGCUUCAACGUCAACAAUGGCCUUCAACAUGACUUUUCUCAAGUGAGAGACUUAAAAGAAAGAAAAAAAAUCAUUACUUUGAUAGGAAUUGGUGGCGUGGGAGAGGGAGAAGGAAACUUUAGCAUGGCUAACGGUGGAUGGCAAAGAAACUCAUAUAGUCAUGUCAAUAGUCUGAAUUAUAACACUGAUAAUGGGUUGCUUGGGAUGCAAGCUAUCCCACCAUCGUCUCAGGUGGCUAACGAGCAUUAUAAUAACACGCAAAACGAUUACACCGGCUCACAGUUUGGUUAUCGGAUGAACCAAGACGAGAUCCAAAAGAUGCAAAGAAUAGGGAAGAUACUUGAGAGUCAAGCAUAUGCAGUACCUGAUACACAAACUAAAUUGACGUCUUCAGGCAUGAACAAUGGCCCAAUGUAUCCUCCGGCUGGAUCGUAUCUAGAAAGCAGAUUGCUUGAAGAAUGGUAUGAACAUACAAGAAGAUUUCAGCAGUAGACAUAAUUAGGGUUUUGUUGAGCUAUGGAUCAAUGAUGAUGGUUCUCUUGAGUCUUGUAAAUAAAGUGCACAAAUCGCAACUUUAAUUACAACUCUGUUUUCGGAUCUACUAUUUGGUUUUAUUUUGUAAUUAGGCUGGUUCAAGUUGUGUCUCGAGCCUGCGGGGCUUGGACCUUGAAGUCUCUUCUCGAUCUCAUCUUCGAUCAAUGGCCCGGCCCUUCUCUGUUUAAAAAAUACUCUGUGUCAACAGUUUUGUCUGCAUGGAUGGUUAGUCACCCUUUUGAACCUUGAUAAAUUGCCAUCAAAUUCCUCUUC